AUGUUUCAUCACGAAUACGAGAAACGACUAUUGAAAUCAAACAGCGAGAGCCACAUAGAUAAUUUAGCCAGUUCUAGACUUCACUCGUCAGUGUAUUUUUCGCCGAUUAAAAUAAUGAAUAAUAGCUUCGAUAGAUUUAUACCAACACGAUCUGGUAAUAAUUAUCAAACAACAUUUUCAAUGAUAUCGGAAAAUAAUCGAAAUGGUAUAGUCACGAAGAAAACUCGUGAGAAUGGUGAAAGUAAUCGCGAUGGUAUUGCUUAUUCAUGUCUAUUAAAAAACGAAUUACUUGGAGCAAGCAUAGAAGAUGUGAAAGGACAAUGUGAAGAACGAAGAAUAUUAUCACCGGUAGUGACCAGAAAUCUCUUCAAGUACAUUACACCUACAAAAGAUCAUGCAGUGUCAGACCAAAGUUCACCUUAUUCUUUAUCACCCUUGAGUGCCAAAAGUCAGAAACUUUUAAGAUCUCCCAGGAAAGCGACAAGGAAAAUUUCUAGAAUACCUUUUAAAGUAUUGGAUGCUCCUGAAUUGCAGGAUGAUUUUUACUUAAAUCUUGUUGAUUGGUCCUCUCAGAAUGUUCUCAGUGUUGGCCUAGGUAGCUGUGUAUAUUUAUGGUCUGCGUGUACCAGUCAGGUGACUAGAUUGUGUGAUUUAUCCAGUGAUGGCAAUAGUGUAACAUCAGUUGCUUGGAAUGAAAGAGGAAAUUUAGUUGCAGUUGGAACGCAUUUGGGCUAUAUUCAAGUAUGGGAUGUAGCUAUGAGCAAACAAGUAAGCAAAUUACAAGGGCAUAAUGCAAGGGUUGGAGCAUUAGCUUGGAACGGUGAAAUUUUAUCAUCUGGUAGCAGAGAUAGGUUAAUAUUGCAAAGAGAUGUUAGAACUCCUUGUGUUGUGAGUGAAAGACGUUUAGGAGCUCACAGACAGGAAGUAUGUGGACUAAAAUGGUCUCCCGACAAUCAAUACUUAGCUUCUGGUGGAAAUGACAAUCGUCUUUAUGUAUGGAAUUUACAUUCUCUGUCACCUAUUCAAACAUACACAGAACAUUUAGCAGCCGUUAAAGCUAUUGCAUGGUCACCACAUCAUCAUGGCCUUUUGGCUUCUGGUGGUGGUACAGCUGAUAGAUGCAUUAGAUUUUGGAAUACGUUAACUGGCCAACCAAUGCAAUGUGUAGAUACGGGUUCUCAAGUUUGUAAUUUGGCUUGGAGUAAGCAUAGUUCAGAGUUAGUCAGUACACAUGGUUAUUCUCAAAACCAAAUUUUGGUGUGGAAAUAUCCCAGUCUGACUCAAGUUGCAAAAUUAACAGGACAUUCGUACAGAGUUUUAUAUUUAGCAAUGUCACCAGAUGGUGAAGCUAUCGUAACUGGUGCUGGAGAUGAAACCUUGCGAUUUUGGAAUGUGUUCAGCAAAGCACGUAGUCAAAAAGAAAACAAGUCUGUAUUAAAUCUUUUUACUAGUAUUCGAUAAAUUAAUAGAAAGGAAUUAUGAUAUUAUGUAUAAUACAUAAUAUAUAUACUAUUCUAGUAUUCUGAAAAAUUAUGAAAUGUAUAACAUUUAUAACUAAUAAUUUACAAAUAUUUAGUUAUAAUUGGAAAAACAUAUUUUGAACAUGUAUUAAGAUUAAGUUUAUAUGCACAGCGUAUUGUUCAUUAAUUUUUAUGUGCAAUAAGUUAUUCAUAAAAUCAUGCCCUUAUAAGAGAAAACAAAGAUGAUAUAUAGUUUUUAUGUAUUUUUCAUAUAGAUAUUUUUAUGCCCAAAGCAUUAAAAUUUAUAUAUCAUCAAUGUAAUCUAUUUUUUACAUGAAAUAUACAUUUUUUAUAUUUUAUCUAAUUACACAAUAUCAGUACAAUAAUUAUUGAUUAAUUAUUUAUAUCUUUUGUUUCAACCAAAUUUAAUAAUUUAGUUUACAUAUACAAUACUGUAAAAUAUAACGCAAAGAAGAUGUAAUAUAAUAUUUUUCUCAAUUUUCAAUUGCAACAAUGCAUAUAAUUUCUUUUAAGGGCAUAUUAUUAUACACUGUACAUGUAUGUAUGUGCGUAAACGAAUGAGAGAAGCAGGGCAAAAGAGAAAGAGAGAGAAAGAGAGAAAUUUCAAAUAUUUAUAAUUUUUAAUUUUUUAUAAAAUCUAUAAAUUUUCGAAAAAUAUUUCUUACGACCUUAUAAUCUUACCAAAAUUCAUCAUAUAUAAAAUUUAUAUAGAAAAACUUAUUAUAUAAAAAAGGUUGUAUCUUAAUUACCAAUUAUUUCUCUUUCGAAAUGAUUUAUAUUAAUUUAUAUUUUGCAGUUAGCAAAUUGUACAAACAAAUUGAAAUAUGAUUUAUAA
Molecule: messenger RNA, 2316 nt
Organism: Heterotrigona itama
Lineage: Eukaryota; Metazoa; Arthropoda; Insecta; Hymenoptera; Apidae
Source: the annotation of a GenBank genome assembly